Messenger RNA from Gadus macrocephalus (Pacific cod), 2322 nucleotides. Its product is annotated as sodium- and chloride-dependent transporter XTRP3-like. Bases 78 to 1919 code for a protein of 613 amino acids. Lineage: Eukaryota; Metazoa; Chordata; Actinopteri; Gadiformes; Gadidae. Gene Ontology annotation, biological process: sodium ion transmembrane transport. The record is from RefSeq and is a predicted model, not a curated record. Gene Ontology annotation, molecular function: L-proline transmembrane transporter activity. The transcript is spliced from 11 exons. Gene Ontology annotation, cellular component: plasma membrane.
UCAAGUACAAAAUUGCUUUCAAAGUAAUCCAGCGAGACACGCAAGCUGGCUGUAUACGAGUUAGAGACUGCACAGUGAUGGAAAAGGAUGCGAGACCGAAUUGGGAGAAUCCCAUGCAAUUUGUACUUGCUUGCGUCUCCUACGCUGUCGGACUGGGAAAUGUUUGGCGUUUUCCAUAUCUGUGUCAAAUGCACGGCGGAGGUGGCUUUUUGAUCCCAUAUCUGAUCAUGCUGGUCCUGGAGGGUGUGCCUCUAUUCUACAUGGAGCUCGCUAUAGGCCAGAAGAUGCGUCUUGGCAGCAUCGGUGCGUGGUCUGCCAUUAGCCCCUAUCUAGGCGGCAUUGGUCUUGCCAGUGUCCUGACUUCCCUGUAUCUGUGUCUGUAUUACAACAUCCUCAACGCCUGGAGUUUCUGGUACCUCUUUAAUUCCUUUCAGUCCGUUCUGCCCUGGGCAGAGUGCCCGCUGAACGCCAACAUGACGGGCCCGGACGAGGAGUGCGAACAGGCCACGCCCACCCAGUACUUCUUCUACCGGCAGACCCUGAACAUCUCUUCGUCCAUCGAAGAGACGGGCGGGCUGCAACUGGGUCAGGUGCUCUGCCUGCUGCUGGCCUGGGCCUUCACCUUCCUCUUCAUCCUCCGUGGAGUCAAGUCCACGGGAAAGGUGGUCUACUUUACUGCCACAUUUCCAUACGUCGUCCUCUUCAUCUACCUGAUCCGAGGGCUCACCCUGCAUGGAUCUGCCAACGGUAUCAAAUUCAUGUUCACCCCCAAGAUGGAACAGCUUGCCGACCCCAGAACCUGGGUCAACGCCGCCACCCAGAUCUUCUACUCCCUAGGUCUGGGCUUCGGCUCUCUCAUAGCCUUCGCCAGCUACAAUGAAUACAACAACAAUUUUGAGCGGCAGGCCAUUGUCGUGUCAAUGAUCAACAGUGGGACGUCCAUUUUUGCCUGUAUAGUCACCUUUGCUAUAUACGGCUUCAAGGCUACCGUCAACUAUGAGAGCUGCUUGGAAAGGACGCGGAUGCUGCUGCUGAAUACCUUCGACAUGGCGGAGGAGCUCAUCACUCUGGACAACGUUGGCGGAUGGCUGGAGACGCUGAACAGCACGUACCCGGAGCAGUUUGCCGGCUUGUCGGGUGUGUUGGAGGAGUGCGACCUGGAGGCUGAAUUGGGAAACGCUGUGGAAGGGGCCGGCCUGGCCUUCAUAGUGUACAGCGAGGGUAUAAAGAACAUGCCUCUUCCCCAGCUGUGGUCUGUGCUCUACUUCUUCAUGUUGCUCACCAUUGGCAUGGGCAGCAUGCUGGGCAAUGUCACCGCCAUCAUCACCCCUCUGAGAGACUUCAAGGUUGUGUCUCGUAACAUCAGCAUCGAGGCUCUCAACGCCCUGGUUUGCGUGUUCUGUCUCCUGGUGGGGCUGAGCUUCACCACACGCCAGGGAAACUACUGGUUCACCAUGUUCAACGACUACGCAGCCAGCUUCUCCCUCUUCUUCAUCGUCCUCGUGGAGGUCAUCGUCGUCAGUUACGUGUACGGGAUAACGAGGUUCGAAAAGGACGUAGAGGACAUGCUGGGCCGUAAACCGAGCUGGUUAUGGAAAGUCCUCUUGGUCGCAGUCAGUCCUGCGCUGCUCUUGUGUCUGUUUAUCUUCUACAUCGUCGGCUACAUCCAGGGAGGAACGCCCACCUACAAAGCCUGGGACAAAGACCUGGGGCGUUCAGUGGUGAUGGAGUAUCCUGUCUAUGGCCAGGUCUUCAUCGGUCUGCUCCUGGUCUCAACCAUAAGUUGCAUCCCACUGAGUGCACUCUAUACAUACUGCAGGCGCAAGGCCCGACCCGCGACACCGGAUCCGUCCCAAAUUGCUCUGAGGGAGCCUGAUGCGUGGGUUGUUCCACCGUCAGAACACUGUUCCCAAGGAUAACCUCGUCCCUCGCCCCCACUCGGCCGGGAGGUCCGCUGUGUACCAGCCAAGUGGAGACAUAUUGCCUUUCCAAAUUUCUUGCUUUCUCUUUUCUCGCCUCAAUCUCAAUCUCUCUCUAUCUUUGCGUCUGUCUCUCUCUCUCACUCUCUCCCUGUCUCUCUGUCUCUCUCUUGCUCCCCUCUCACCCCCUAUCUCGCCCUAUGUAUCUAUUUCUAUAUCUAUACCUAUAUCUAUGUAUAUUGUAAGGUUGCGGAUUGACGCCCCGCCCUCAUGGGUAAAACCUUCAGUUACACGAUGCUUAUGCUAAUGAUCAUGUGUUUUCCCCACGUGUGAUUGGCUGACCAUUAUGUUAAUUUGGAUGUGCCUUUCCCCGGACGUGAUUGGCUGCUGCACCGGAGGGCCG